Messenger RNA from Paramecium pentaurelia, 1236 nucleotides. The record is from the annotation of a GenBank genome assembly. NCBI's taxonomy places the organism in Eukaryota, Ciliophora, Oligohymenophorea, Peniculida, Parameciidae.
AUGAAUAGACCCAAUAGUCAAACUAAUGAGUACUUUAAUUUAAUUGAAAAAUGCAUAUGUACAAUGUGUCUUUCUAUCUUUAGAAAUUCCAAAGGAUGAUAGACUCUAUCUUAGAUAAUGUGCAUAUUAAAACAAUCCAGACAUUAUAUCAAUCAUAUUUUAAUAUAAAAAGAAUAAUGGUAUAAAUUUCUAAUCUAUAGAGAUUAAAGAAGAUUGUAUAUGAAUUUACGCAAAUUUUUAUAACAAAAUAAAUAGAAUCGUAUUCUCUAAAAGAAAUAAUAGUAAUAAUCUAAAGAAAAUUUGAGAAAUACAUCUCCUUAAGCAAAAAGCAAAUAAUAGUCUAGAUAAAAUAGUAUCAGAAAUAACAAUCCAAGAUCAUUGAGCAAAUAAUUAUAAUGUAUUCAUCCAUCUGAUAAAUAAUAACAUUUGAUAAUGUAUAUUAAAAUUAAGAAAUUAGGACUACUCCACAUAAAUAAUAAUAAGAUAGAUUAUCUUAAAAUUAAAAAUUCCACACUAAUAGUGGAGGAGGAUUCUUUCAAGAAGUUUAAAAGUUUGAUGAAACCAUAAAGAAAUCAUAAAAUUAAAAAAAGUGGACUGAAGAAGAAAUUGUAAGGAAAUAUGCUGAUCUGUUCACUGCACCUGAUUUUCUUAAAAAACAUAGAGCAAUAUCUUAAGACACAGAUCCAGAUAGUAAAGAUUUUAAUUUUGCAAUUACUUGUCAGAGUUUCAUUUGUUAACCUAAAUAUUAUGCUAUGUAAAAAUUUAGUGCAGAAUAAAUAUUUGGAUUUAUUUUUACUGAAGCUUCGUUAGAUAAAAUAAGCAAGACUUUCUUUUAAUAUAAAAUGGUAGCAUUUUACAAUGAAAUCGAUGCUGAAAUACCAGAUCUACAAGAAAUGUUUAUUUUUAUAGAUAAAAAAAAUGAUGGUUUUAUUGAUGUUAAUGAAAUGGGAUAAUUUUUAGAUUUUGUCUGUUAAAAAGAGAAUAGAACAAAUUUCAUGAAAUUAGAUUCAAAUAAUUAAGGAUAUUUUACAGAACACUAAAUGCUUUAAUAAACAAGAGAUAGAUAAUUAACAAGAAAGUAAAUAAUUUAAGAUUAUCCAAAUAGCUAUUUUUAAGAAUAUGAUAUUGAAUAGACAGGAAAGAUUACUUAUUGGGAAUAUUAAUUAAGGUAUUUAUUUUUAAUUUAAAAGAAAAACUACGUAACUUGGAUAAAAUUUAAAUAAAUUAUUAAAAUGA